AGUGGAGUGUUACUGGUGCUAGUGGUAGUUGCAAUGUCUCUGUCAGGAGAAGUUUGUGUGGUGACGGGAGCAUGUGGCUUUCUGGGGGAAAAGCUGGUCAGACUCUUGCUGGAGGAGGAGAAGCUUGCAGAAAUCCGAAUGCUGGACAGAAACAUCCGGUCUGAGAUUAUACAGUCACUGGAUGAUUGCAGAGGAGAGACUAAACUGAGUGUUUUUGAGGGGGAUAUCAGGGACAGAGAGUUGCUGAGAAGAACCUGCAGGGGAGCAGCACUUGUUUUUCACACUGCAUCUCUCAUUGAUGUCUUUGGAGCAAUUGAAUACAGUGAAUUGCAUGGAGUCAAUGUUAAAGGAACACAACUGCUCCUCGAGACAUGCAUUCAAGAGAAUCUGGCUUCCUUUAUUUACACUAGCAGUAUUGAGAUCGCUGGUCCCAAUCCCAGAGGUGAACCAAUCAUCAACGGCAACGAGGAAACCCCUUACUCCUCCUAUCUUAAAUUUAACUACAGCAAAACCAAGGAGGAGGCUGAAAGGAUUUGCCUUCAGGCCCAUGGAGAGCUGCUCCACAAUGGAGGUCAUCUGGCUACUUGCGCAUUAAGGCCCAUGUACAUCUAUGGAGAGGGCUGUCGUUUUACAUUAGGCCACAUGAGGGAUGGGAUCCGCAAUGGAAAUGUGCUGCGGAGAACCUCGCGUCGUGAGGCAAAAGUGAAUCCUGUGUAUGUAGGAAACGUAGCCCUCGCACAUCUACAAGCCGCUCGAGCCCUCAGAGAUCCUCAAAAGAGGGAAGUAAUGGGUGGAAACUUCUACUACAUUGCAGACGACACCCCACCUGUCAGCUACUCGGACUUCAACUAUGCUGUUCUUUCACCACUUGGCUUCGGGAUACAAGAGAAGCCUUUUCUUCCCUUUCCCCUUCUUUAUCUUCUGUCAUUCCUUAUGGAAUUAGUGCAUGUUGUGCUCCGCCCCUUUUUGAGAUUUACCCCACCCCUAAAUAGGCAGCUACUGACCAUGUUAAACACACCCUUUAGUUUCUCAUAUCAAAAGGCCCACAGGGAUUUCGGAUAUACCCCUCGCUACAACUGGGAAGAGGCACGUAGACGCACCACUGAUUGGCUAGCAUCUGUUUUAUCCACAGAUGCACAACAAAUUCACCUGAAAUAAAUUAAAAUCUUGUGUAUAAACAGUGCUUCCCAUAUUUCUCAAUAUGUCAUCAUGUUCUGGUUGUUGGUUUACUGUAAACUGUCCUUCUCUGGAGAUCCAGUGUAAUAGAUAUACAAACAUAGAAUUAGCUCUAUUUAUGUAUUCGUUGUGUAG
Molecule: messenger RNA, 1311 nt
Organism: Xyrauchen texanus (razorback sucker)
Lineage: Eukaryota; Metazoa; Chordata; Actinopteri; Cypriniformes; Catostomidae
Product: 3 beta-hydroxysteroid dehydrogenase/Delta 5-->4-isomerase-like
Exons: 3
Coding region: 34-1158 (374 amino acids)
Biological process (GO): steroid biosynthetic process
Molecular function (GO): 3-beta-hydroxy-Delta5-steroid dehydrogenase (NAD+) activity
Source: RefSeq, a predicted model, not a curated record